Molecule: messenger RNA, 801 nt
Organism: Rhagoletis zephyria (snowberry fruit fly)
Lineage: Eukaryota; Metazoa; Arthropoda; Insecta; Diptera; Tephritidae
Source: RefSeq, a predicted model, not a curated record
AUGCAGCAGAGACCUGAAAUUGCGCAAGGAUUUUCAAAGAUUUCGAAGGAAGAAGUUAUGGAAUUUUGGGAGAAUGUGGCUAAGGAGCUAAAUAGUCUCGGUCCGCCAACUAAAGAUGUAUCGUUAGACUGGAAGGCAUAUAUCAAAAGAAAACUUGCAGACAACAAAAGAGAACAGUUGGCAACUGGUGGUGGUCGAAACAGGCAACAUAGUUUUAAUGAAAUGGAAGAAGAGGUAAUCCGGCUCACUGCUUUAGAGACGAGCACGCAUGGCAUAAAAAACACGGUGAGCGUUGGAUUACCUGAGCCAGUGGGCGGAGAAAAUGCUGAAGCUGUUGCUGACGUGUCAAUGGCCUCUGCUCCCUCUCCCUCACUUCCAAGGCGUGCUCCUGCGGCACAGAAACGUCCCGAUACCUCUGCAGCAGAUUUGCUAAAAGAGCAGUUGGUCCUGCAGAAAGACUUUUACGAAAAGAGCCUCCAACAUUUCACCCAGCAGGACACAAAGCUGGAUGAGCUUUGCUCUGGUGUUCGACGGUUGGGUAGAGCCACUGAAAAGGUUUACGAGCUGAAAAAAGAAGAGCUCGAAGAAAUUCGCAGGCAUAACAGAGCCAUGGAAAAUUUAACCGCGUGGAUGAUGAAGGCUCACUAUUUUCGUUCUCAUAAUAUGGUUCCAAGUUUUCUGAAACAUCAUCAACCACGCGAUAAUGAAUGCAAAUGUUGUGCAACGCUGCUGCAACAUUUGCGAUUUGACAUACCUUCGAAGGCUCGUAAUGAAGUUCACGAGCGCCUAGAAGACAUCUAA